Messenger RNA from Rhizophagus irregularis DAOM 181602=DAOM 197198, 378 nucleotides. RefSeq lists its product as uncharacterized. The record is from RefSeq and is a predicted model, not a curated record. NCBI's taxonomy places the organism in Eukaryota, Fungi, Glomeromycota, Glomeromycetes, Glomerales, Glomeraceae.
AUGUCCGAUAUAGACGCUUUUGAUUCAGUAAACCAAGUUUCGGCUCAAACGAUAACACUUCAACCCAUUCAGGACCAAUUGGAAAAAUUUUUACAAGAUCAUCUUCAAGAUACAGGAAAUUCUGCUUUCUUGGACGAUAAUUAUGAUUAUGAGUUGUUUUUAGAAAGUUUAGAUGACUCCACGACAAUGUUUCAUAUUACAUGUAAAUUAUUACCAAAUUCUUUAAUUUUAAAUAUAUUGAAUAAGGAAAUUUAUGGAUUUGAUUUUGAUGUAACUGAAUUGAGACGUAGAAAUUCAUUAACUUUGCAUCAAAAGUUAAACCUCGAACGUAACUUGAAACAAACUAUUCCUUUGUACUUUUUAACAUCCAAUCACUGA